Olea europaea var. sylvestris is the source of this 1818-nucleotide messenger RNA. RefSeq lists its product as uncharacterized. The transcript has a single exon. Gene Ontology annotation, biological process: DNA repair; telomere maintenance. Bases 1 to 1818 code for a protein of 605 amino acids. The record is from RefSeq and is a predicted model, not a curated record. Lineage: Eukaryota; Viridiplantae; Streptophyta; Magnoliopsida; Lamiales; Oleaceae. Gene Ontology annotation, molecular function: DNA helicase activity.
AUGGAAGCGAUGUCUUUAGUUCAAAGGUAUGAGAAACCUAAUGUGUUUUUGACAAUGACAUGUAAUCCAAAUUGGCCCGAAAUAAAACAUGAAUUGAGACACAAUAAUGAAAUACAAAAUAGGCCAAAUUUGUUGGUGCGAAUAUUUCGGGCGAGGCUUGAAGAACUAAAGAUAGAUUUGGUUAAGAGAAAGUUGCUGGCUCCUAUAGUUGCAUAUGUUUAUGUCAUUGAAUUUCAAAAAAGAGGAUUACUUUAUGCUCAUUUUCUUUUAAUAUUUAAACCAAAUUUUAAGAUUAAAAAUUCUUUACAAGUUGAUGAAAUAGUUUCGUGUGAAAUACCAGACAAAAAUAAAUACCCUCAUUUACAUUCAACUGUUGUAAAAUAUAUGAUGCAUGAUCCUUGUGGGGAAUUGAAUCUAAAGAAUGUUUGCAUGGAGAAAAAUGAUGUAUGUAAAAAUAAAUACCCAAGAGAAUUUGUCCAAUAUACUUCAUUAGGUAAUGAUUCCUACCCGCAUUAUAAACGUCGUAAUGAUGGUGUAACUGUUAAAGUAAGAGGCUGUAUGUUGGACAAUAGAUGGGUUGUGCCAUACAAUCCUUAUAUUCUAGCUAAAUAUGAUUGUCAUAUUAAUCUAGAGGUAUGCUCUUCUAUUAAAGCUAUUAAAUAUCUAUACAAGUACAUAUAUAAGGGUCACGAUCAUAUCCAUUUUACUGUGAAUAAAGAAACAAAUGAACACUUUGUUUAUGAAAUUACAAACUACCAAACGGCUAGAUGGAUUUCCCCACCUGAAGCUAUGUGGAGGAUAUUUAGUUUUGAUUUAUUCGAUAUGUCUCCUGUAGUGAUUUGUUUACAGUUGUAUACUGAAGAUGCUCAAAUGGCUACAUAUAAUGAAAGUGAUGAUUUAUCAAAAGUUAUAAAUAGAGAAUUUAUUCAUCGAACAAUGUUAACUGAAUUCUUUAAGAUGAAUAUUUCAGAUGAAAAGGCAAGAAAUCUCCUGUACAAAGAAUUUCCCACAUAUUUUGUCUGGAAUGCAUUUAUGCGAAUUUGGACUCCUAGAAAAAAGAAAAAUGUUAUGGGUAGAAUAGUCGCUGCUAAUCCAUCCGAGGGUGAACGAUAUUUUUUGAGAGUUUCACUAAAUCAUAUUAAAAGGCCAAAAUCUUUUGAAAAUUUAAGAACUGUCAAUGGUGUCAUUUUAUCUACUUAUCGUGAGGUGGCAGUUUUAUAUGGUCUUCUUAGUGGAAAUAACUAUUUUGAGAGUUGUUUAACUGGAGCAGUUGUUUACCAAAUGCCAAUAUUAUUGCGUCGACUAUUUGCUAAUGUGUUGACUCUAUGUUGUCCUGCAAAUCCAAGAAAUUUAUGGGAUAAAUUUAAGGGUUUUAUGAUGGAAGAUUAUUUACAUAACGGUAUAUCACAACAGAAUGCUAAGAUGAGAGCUUUGCAUUAUAUAAAUUCUUUCUUGAAAGGUGUUGGUAAAAAUGUGACUGAUUUUGGCUUGGUAGAUUUUAAUUUGAAUGUGACUAAUGAUGAUAGCUUUCAAACCAUGAUUGCCGAAGAAAUGACAAAUAUUAAUGUUGAGUCGGACAUAAAUUAUAAUAAAAGUCUAAAUAGAAAGCAACAGAAUGCGUAUGAUAUAAUUUUGGAUUGUGUUUUGAACGAUAAGAAUGGAAUGUUUUUUAUUGAUGGCCCAGGUGGCACUGAAAAAAUAUACUUAUACAAGGCGUUACUUGCUGCUAUAAGAUCACGAAAUCUUAUUACAUUAGUAACAACAUCAUUUGGUAGAGCUGCGUCUUUAUUACCGAUUGGUCGAACAGGACAUUCAUGA